This is a messenger RNA of Ascochyta rabiei, 1377 nucleotides long. RefSeq lists its product as uncharacterized. NCBI's taxonomy places the organism in Eukaryota, Fungi, Ascomycota, Dothideomycetes, Pleosporales, Didymellaceae. The transcript has a single exon. Bases 1 to 1377 code for a protein of 458 amino acids. The record is from RefSeq and is a predicted model, not a curated record.
AUGGCUUUGCGAACAGCCAAAAAAGCUGAGAUCGUUUUGGCACGUAGCAAACGAACGAGCGAAAAGUAUCCUGUGCGCACAUCACAUCUCUCAGGAAGCUGUCCCAGUUCUAGAGGAUUGGUACCUUUCCUCCACUAUACAGAUGACACUCACUUGAAAGCAUGUCGCUGCCUUGAAGCGGAGGAGCACGAGAGAUCACACCCAGUAAGUGACGACGACAAGAAUCUAGCAAUUGCUGUCGCACGCUACUUGGGGAAGUUUGGCCUUGAGUCAUGUCUCCAAUCAGUUUUCCAUCAAUACUAUGAACAAAAGAAGAUCGAAUGGGCCUUGAAUAAUGUUCGAGCCGAACGCUUCCACUACUCGAGUAAGAAUAAGGACUUUGUCUGUCGAUGUGAUUUACACCAGCAUCGUAACUACAGGCGGGUGCACAAUCCAGAGAUCCAGGAACUGUGUGCGGAGUUCUUUCAGCUGAACACAACUGAAACUGGGUGUACUCAGGAACAAUGGCGAAAAUUCGAUGUCAAAUCUCAAAAGAGCUUUGCAGCGCAGUCAAACUGGGAAGCUGAUCUGGUUGAGACAAGGACGUCGCUCCCACGGUUAAGGAAAAGUGCUCUCGAAUACGACUCACCAACCGGAAUCGAAUUGAUUAAAAGCCGCGAAGAGUGUCUUCAGGGCUUUCAUGGGUAUCGCUCCCGACGCUCUUCAAGCCCUCGUAAACGUCAUGCAACGAAAUCCUCGCAUAUGGCUCAUUUGAGCAGCCGAUCAAACGGUGUUACGGACAUUCCAGAAGAUGUGUGGCGCGUGAGUCGACCUUCUGUAUACCUAGGACAGUACGAGACCGAAUCGACUAUGAGUACGCCGCUUGGCUCCGCUGCUACACCGGCCUGGCACAACGCAGGCCCGGUCCGUAAGACGCAGGAAUUUCGACCUUCAAGGCUAGGUCUUCUCUCCAAUCCCCCCUCCGGUACACGACACGACCACACACGUCAACCGAGCUCGUUAGGGGUAGAUUCAGGAAACGUGCAUGCGGCAUCCUCUCACAGGGUUGUCUCUUCCCAGCCAGAGGCUGACCUUGCCGGGUUGGAAGUACGCCCUCGCGAGACGUUGCAACAUCCAACAUCACGCCCAUCAAAACCAUCUACCGCGCACAUUGACCCAAUCGCACGGACUGUUGAGCUUCCUUGUCCUGCGAAAACAGUAGAACUCGACACUGCUUCUGUUCCCCUGAGGUUCUUGCCACACCACUCGCGAACGCCGCAAGAGCUGGAAGAGACUUCUCCAGAAUACGUUGCUGAGCUCGCUGGUAAGCGACCUUUGAUUCGGUCGAAAAGGCACGAUCCAACAAAGGGUCAUAAGCGCGCAGACUCACACAUCUAG